AUGUGUGACUAUUGUAAUGGUUAUUCAAUGGGAGUGUACGAUCUAAUGGAGAAGCUUAAUAAUACCACCGAGCACAUAAGUGUUUCCUCCACAAACUCAAAUACCAAAGCUCGAAUAUCGGAAAAACAAAAAAAUGUUGGUAAGGUGACGAAAAUGGGCUUGAAACUUAUAAUUUGGGGAUGUAAUGUCGCAGCUGAUUCAGGUCAAACGGACGGGGAUCGAAAUACUGCCAAGCAUCUUUCAGAGUAG
Sclerotinia sclerotiorum 1980 UF-70 is the source of this 249-nucleotide messenger RNA. RefSeq lists its product with no specific name. Lineage: Eukaryota; Fungi; Ascomycota; Leotiomycetes; Helotiales; Sclerotiniaceae. The coding region runs from base 1 to 249 and encodes 82 amino acids. The record is from RefSeq and is a predicted model, not a curated record. The transcript has a single exon.